AUGGAGCUCCUGCGGGACAGCAUCCCCGCGGUGUCCCUGGCCGCGGCGGCGGCCGCGCUGUACGCGCGCGCGGCGUCGUCCCUCCUCCGGCCCGGGCUCCCGCGCCUCGUCGCGCUGCUCCCGGUGCUGGCGCUCCUCGCCGCCGCGCCGCUGGCCUUCGCCUCCUCCGCCAUCGUCCGGGGCGUCGCCGCCUUCUUCCUCGCCUGGCUCGGCGCCUUCAAGGUCGCGCUCCUCGCCGCCGGCCGCGGCCCGCUCCACCCCGCCCUCCCCGUGCUCCCGUUCCUCUUCACCGCCCUGCUCCCCGUCAAGCUCCGGCGCGGCGGCGCAUCCGAGGCCAAGCCGGCGCUGCCCACGCUCGCCUCCUGCGCGGUCAAGGCCGCCGUCAUGGCCGCCCUCGUGGGCCUCUACCGGCUCAACGCCCGGCUGCACAUCUACGCGCGCCUGGCACUGUACGGCGCCCACACCUACUGCUUCCUGGACCUGCUCCUCCCCUGCGUCGCCGCCGCCGCGGGCGCGCUCGGCAUGGAGACGGAGCCGCAGUUCGACCGGCCCUACCUGGCCUCCUCGCUGCGGGACUUCUGGGGCCGGCGGUGGAACCUCAUGGUGUCGGCCGUCCUCCGGCCGGCGGUGUACGACCCCGUGCGCGCCCGCGCGGGGCCCGCCGCGGGCGUGCUGGCCGCGUUCGCGGCGUCCGGGGCGAUGCACGAGGCCAUGGUGUGCUACCUCAGCCUGCGGUGGCCGCCCGGUGGCGGGAUGGCCGCCUUCUUCGCCCUCCACGGCGCCUGCUGCGUCGCCGAGGGGUGGUGCGCGCGGCGGUGGGGGGACAGGAGGCCGCCGCCGCGGGCCGUGGCGACGGUGGCUGUGGGUCUGUUCGUGGCGGGCACCUCGUUCUGGCUCUUCUUCCCGGCGCUGCUCAAGGACGGCGUCGAGGAGAGGUUCCUGGAGGAGUGGGCGGCCGUGGCGGCCUUCUUCCUCGACGCCGGCGGGAAGAUGAAUUCCAUUGUUGUACGGUGA
Messenger RNA from Triticum turgidum subsp. durum (durum wheat), 1014 nucleotides. The record is from the annotation of a GenBank genome assembly. NCBI's taxonomy places the organism in Eukaryota, Viridiplantae, Streptophyta, Magnoliopsida, Poales, Poaceae.